Molecule: messenger RNA, 818 nt
Organism: Acomys russatus (golden spiny mouse)
Lineage: Eukaryota; Metazoa; Chordata; Mammalia; Rodentia; Muridae
Gene: Ramac
Product: RNA guanine-7 methyltransferase activating subunit
Exons: 2
Coding region: 462-818 (118 amino acids)
Biological process (GO): RNA 5'-cap (guanine-N7)-methylation
Molecular function (GO): RNA binding
Source: RefSeq, a predicted model, not a curated record
UACAACAUUUUCACAGCGUGUCCCUUGAUUGCCUCUCUAGUUUUAUUUCUUGAUGUCUUCUGCUUCUCCCUUUAUGUUUACAUCAUAAACACAUAUGUUUACAUAUUGUGUGUGUGUGGAGGGGUACAUGUGGAAGCCAGAUGUCCCUUCAGGGUUAGUGUUCAGGAGCUGUCUACCUUGCUUUUUGAACUGGGUCUUUUGCUGGAACCUAGGGCUUGCCAUUUUUUAGCUCGGCUGGCUGGCCACCAAGCCCCAGGGAUCUGCCUGUCUCUACGUCCCCAGCACUGGGAUUGCAAGCCUAUGCCAUUACGCCUGGCUUUUUAAAUAGGCACUGGAAAGCAAGCUCAGGUCCACAUUCUUGUAGGACAAGCAUGUACACUUUUGGUUUUUCAUCAGCUGUAAAUUGGUGUUAAUUAAAAAAAAAAUUCUUACAGAUCUUAAAAAUUGUACAGAAUUUCAAGAUGAGUGAUACUUCUGAAGUAAUUGCAAAUUUUGAAGAGAUGUUCGCAAACAGAUUCACAGAAGAUGACAAAGAGUACCAGGAAUACUUGCAGCGCCCUCCCGAAUCCCCUCCCAUUGUCGAGGAAUGGAAUAGCAGAGCUGGUGGUAAUCAAAGAAAUAGAGGCAGCUGGCUGCAAGAUAACAGACAGUUUAGAGGUAGGGAUAACAGACGAGGAUGGCCGAGUGACAGUCGAUCAAAUCAGUGGCGUGGACGGUCAUGGGGUAACAACUACCCACAGCAGAGGCCGGAGCCUUACUAUCAACAACAGUACGGACAGUACCGUCAGAACCAGCGGCCUCCGUAUGGUCACUACUGA